Messenger RNA from Sitophilus oryzae (rice weevil), 573 nucleotides. RefSeq lists its product as uncharacterized. Gene Ontology annotation, cellular component: nucleus. Gene Ontology annotation, molecular function: DNA binding. Lineage: Eukaryota; Metazoa; Arthropoda; Insecta; Coleoptera; Curculionidae. The record is from RefSeq and is a predicted model, not a curated record. The transcript has a single exon. The coding region runs from base 1 to 573 and encodes 190 amino acids.
AUGACUGGAAUGUUAUUUGAAAAAUGGUUAUCGCACUUCGUAAAAUAUUCCAAUGCAUCCGUGGAUAGAAAAGUUCUGCUAAUCCUUGAUGGUCAUUCUAGCCAUAAAUAUCUACCAGCUCUAGAAUAUGCGAAGAAACAUGGUGUUGUUUUGCUAUGCACACCACCUCACUGUACUCACCGUAUCCAGCCUUUAGACGUAAGUUUUUUUGGACCUUUAUCAAACUACUAUAAUCAAGCAAUUACCAAAUGGAUGAAGGCAAAUCCGGCCAGAACAGUGACGGCGUUUCAAGUUGGGCAACUAUUUUCGGAAGCCUAUGAAAAAGCGGCUGUUAUGGGCAAUGCAGUUAGUGGCUUUAAAACCACCGGCAUUUACCCUCCAAAUCCAGACAUUUUUCCGGAAUGGAUGUUUUCUCCUUCUGAUGUCACGAACCUGGUCUUAGAAGAACCAUCAGAUCAAACUGAUCUCACUGAACCUGGAUGUUCAGGUUUGCAAAAUCAAAUUAAAAAGCAUCCAUUAGAAAUGGAUACUUUUCAACAAUCGACAAACUCAGAACAAGAAACAGAAUACUAG